This is a messenger RNA of Emiliania huxleyi CCMP1516, 405 nucleotides long. RefSeq lists its product as hypothetical. NCBI's taxonomy places the organism in Eukaryota, Haptophyta, Isochrysidales, Noelaerhabdaceae. Gene Ontology annotation, cellular component: nucleus; cytosolic small ribosomal subunit. The transcript has a single exon. The annotation marks the transcript as partial. The record is from RefSeq and is a predicted model, not a curated record. Gene Ontology annotation, molecular function: structural constituent of ribosome; RNA binding.
AUGGCGGCCCAGGUCAGCAAGAAGCGCAAGUUCGUCGCCGAUGGCGUCUUUUUCGCAGAGCUCAACGAGCUGCUGACGCGUGAGCUGGCCGAGGAUGGCUACUCAGGCGUGGAGGUGCGCGUCACGCCGAUGCGCACCGAGGUGAUCAUCCGCGCGACCCGCACGCAGAACGUGCUCGGUGAGAAGGGCCGCCGGAUCCGCGAGCUGACUGCCGUCGUGCAGAAGCGGUGGAAUUUUUCAGAGAACUCCGUGGAGCUGUACGCCGAGAAGGUGAACAACCGCGGGCUGUGCGCGGUGGCGCAGUGCGAGUCGCUGCGCUACAAGCUGAUCGGCGGCCUCGCCGUCCGCCGCGCGUGCUAUGGCGUCGUGCGCUUUGUCAUGGAGAGCGGUGCCAAGGGCGUGGAG